UUCCGUCCCAGUACUGUCAUUCCUCUGCAGACACUGGUACUGGGAUGUCUUCUAUGCAAACCGUCCUCAUCCCGUCCUCAUCACUUCUGUUUGCAGACUGGGCCAAGGUCUAGAUGAAAUCUGCUCCUAGUGCAGCUGGCACCAGAGAGCACAAUGUUCUACCUCCUGAGAGGUGCUGAACUUUAGCUCCCAGAACACACCUUGAAAGCGAGCCGAGUGUAGCGGAAACUCGGCCCGACACAUUUCGCAUGAAGCAACGUGUGAGGAAGGACCACAAAUUGUUCUGGCAGGUGAAGACAAAAUGAAGUGUCAGGAGGAGGAUCUGUCACCUGACAUCAAGGAUUGGAAUAAACAUCAAGUGAAACAAUGGGCUGCCAAGUUGGAAGGUGUGGAAGAGACAUUUGCAGAAAUACUGUUUCAGCCGGACAUCAGCGGGCCUAGUCUUUUGCUUUUAGAUACAACAGACUUAAAUAAAAUGGGUAUUACUUUUGGACCAGCUAAACUUGUCAUUCAUGCCAGAGAUGAAGUUGUGAAAUUAGAGAAAGAGGAGUCACAUAGCCUUAAAAACCAGCCUGGAAGGCCAUGCAAGCCCUAUCCAUUUUUUAGGUACCAUGAUACAUAUAGAUACAUGGAGGGCAGUAUUCUUGAUAAUAUAGAAUCUGGUCCCUCAAACCUGAUUGAACCCUGCCAUGAGUAUAAAGCUUUCAUCCAUACAACAGAUGAAACUAAAAUGAGCAAGUUCACUGCUGAGGUUAUUCGUUUUGCAGCUGCCUGUAUGAAUAGCCGCACCAACGGCACCAUACAUUUUGGAAUAGGGGACAAGCCAGAGUUCACUCAUGGCCAAGUGUUGGGAGUGGUUGUUGAGGACAAAGAGUCCUAUGCUAAUGAACUAAAAUCUGCCAUUGAUGCUUGCUUUGAGUAUAAACACAAACAGACUGCUCAAAUGUGCAUCAAACCUCCUCGAUUUGUUGAGGUUCUUAAUAAGAACAUGACAUCAUCUGACAAAUGUGUGAUAGAAGUUGACAUGGUUCCUGACUCUGCGAUCUGUGAAGAAAGCAUCUACCACACUUUAAAUGUAGACACAAUAAAAGCCAGGAAAAAGGCUAAAGGUAAAGAAACCAAACAGUUCUUCAUCAGAGAUGGCAGUAGCAGCAGGGAUCUCCUUGCACUAACCACAUCUGCUAAGCCUAUGGAGGAGUACAACAAGUUUGUUGACAAGGUGCCACAACUUUCACAACACCGAAAAAAGGAAGAAGAAAAGCACCUCACUGUGAUAAAAAGCAGUACUCAAGGCUCUAAAUUAAGUUACAUGAUAACUGGUGGAUCUUCUUCUUUAGAUAAGUCACACUUUGAGCACUAUGUGAUAGUAGCUAACAAGUCACAUUUGAGGCAGUUUGAAUCACUUGGGUUUCUUGUAGAACUCAACCCAACAGCUGUUUUGGAUUUUGAUCCUGAAUCGAAUCAAAAACAUGGAUUGGAGUAUCACCUCAGUCAGCAGAUGACAGUAAGUGUCCAUUUACCAGCUCAAUAUAAAAUCACAGAAGCAGUCGAGGACAUGGCAAAUAAGUUGAAAUUAACUCGAGGCACCAGCUGGGUAUUCUGCAAUGGAGGCAUUCAGGAUGAGACCCCCUCAGACAUAGACCAGUGGCUGAUGGACAAGGGAGCUUCCAUCAGAGAUGUGAUUUCCUUCUUGUGUCGGAAAGAUGUGCUUCCAAACAAAAGAUUUCUUGUCAUUUUCUUACUUAUGUCAACAGUGACUGAGAUGAAGGACCCACUUGUGGAGACUUUCAGUACAUUCUGGCAAGAGCUCAAAGGCACAGAGCAGAUUGUUUGUAUAUGUGACAAUGAAAAAGCAUUUACGUCCUGGAAGGAUCUACUUCAGGCUCGGUGUGGAAUCGACAUCUCUCGUAGAUGUAUUUAUGAGCUUAGUUUUGCUGAAAUCAAUGGCACUAUCCUUAGUCUUCUGUCAAAAAACCGUAGAGCCAGCCGCUUCCUACCCUGUGGUGGGGGAAGCAAAGUGCUUUUUGAGAAGAAAGUGGAGCGUAGUCUGAACACUUUAGAUGUCCUGUGUGUGAACCAAUGUGAAGGAGGAAAUGAGGACGAACUUGUCAUAGAAGAGAACUUUUACAAAGGAGGAAAAGUGUCAUGGUGGAAUUUCUAUUUCUCAGAGCAGCCUGGAUCUACACCAUUCAUCAAACGAGACAAGUUUCAUUACAUCAUGAACACAGUCAUACCAGAUUUGUCAUCCCUGAGAAAACCCUGUGCACUGUUUAACCUCAUGCACAUUCCUGGAUGUGGUGGGACAACGUUGGCCAUGCAUACUUUAUGGGCACUUCGGGAAAGUUUCCGUUGUGCUGUCCUUAAAAACAAUGAUGCCGACUUUACCGAAGUAGCUGAACAGGUGGUGAAACUUUUAAUGUAUGACCAUAAGGAACAAUUGCCACGGGUCCCUGUGCUGCUGAUGAUCGAUGACUUUGAUGAGAUGGAAAAAGUAUAUGACUUGCAGCAGCUCAUUGAAAGAAAAUGUACGGAGAAAAACAUUCACUCUAAGAGUGCAGAGGUAAUUGUCCUGAACUGUAUGAGGUCUGAGUCCAGUGACCCGACUGAAACAACUGAAGACACAGUAAUCAUCGGAAACAAUCUUUCUGAGAAGGAACAGAAAUUGUUUGAGGAAAAACUGGUAGAAAUAGAGAAAAUACACAAGAAUGCUGAAACAUUCUAUGGAUUCAUGAUCAUGAAGAAGAACUUCAAGUCAGAGUAUGUUCAGGGUGUGGCCCGCAACACUCUUAAGAGCUUCAACAUCAAUCAGAAACAUGCACAGCUGCUGGCUGUUUUAGUUCUGUUGAGUGUAUACUGUAAGGGCGCCUCUCUCUCCAUCUCUCUGUGUGAGGAAUUUCUUGGUCUUCAGCCAAAACCAGUUUGUGGAACGGCCAAAGUUGAAGACGGAUUUGGGAAAUUUUCCACUUUAAUUGCCAGGUGCCAAGUCGAGGGCAAGGUCGUGUUCACUGCUGUGAAAAUGAUCCAUUCUAGUAUUGCACAGCAUUGUUUGAGUGAACUUACAACAACACACAGUGUGAAGAAAGCUGACAUUACUGACCUUCUGCUGACCACAAACAAGCUUUAUGAGAGCACACAAGGCAAAGACAAACUCCUACAAGAUGUGCACCAUGUUUUGGUGAAAAGAAAUCUUUCAACUGAGGAGGAAUCUCAGUUCUCUCCACUAAUUCAAGACAUCACAAAAGAAACUCCAGGACAGGAAGAGAUGGUACUAAUAAAUGCAUCAAAAAGAUUUGAGAAAGAUGCAGUGAUCUUUCAAUUACUUGCCAGAUACUAUUACCUGAAGAAGAAGGAUUUCUUAGAGGCAAAACAUUGGGCACAGAAAGCAAAAGAGCUUUCCAAAGAUAGCUCAUAUAUUGCAGACACAUCAGCACAGGUUCACAAGCAUGAGCUGAAGAAUGCCAUUGCUAAGUACAAGGAACAGCAUAUUAGUCCGGAUAAAUUGGCCAUGUUUCUUGGAAUGGCUCAGUCAGCAGUAGAUGCAUUUAAGGAAACACAGAGAAUUGCAAAGAAGGAAUCAGUUCAGCGACUACAAGACAAGAGAGACAACUACCCUUUUAACACAUCAGGGCUCCUGGGAGAAAUUCAGGUUGGAGUACUUAUCAUUGAAAUGCUGGAGAAGACCCCUGUAUUUUCUUCAGACAAUGUCCGCCACGACAUAAUGAGUCAGGUCCUCUCUGGAGAUGUUAACCUUCAGGAUGUAGAGAAAAAUGAUCAACGGCACAGUAAACACAAAUCCUACUAUGCCAUUCUCAGAUCAUUUGAAGAUGUGCUUUACAACCUCAGACAUAGAAUGAAGGUGAACUUUGACUUGCUUGACAAUUUUUAUGUAAACUUGGGCUCCAGAUUUGGAAUGAAAGACAGUCGUGAGCAAGUAGCUCAAUAUGAACUUUCCAGAUGUUUCAAACAAUAUGCAAAUCUCUUCUGCAAGACAGCUUCACUGAAGAAUAAAAUAGUGAGUACUCUGUUUAAACUAUACCAGGCCAGACAAUUCCUGGAGAUGCAAAAAGCUGACACCUACUGUGGGAUUCUGAAUUUUCUCUCAAACAACAUCCCAACUGAAAUAAUGGAGAAGAUUGCCAGGCAGUAUGAUUUUCUUUGCAACUAUAAUCCAGAUGUAUUGACCAAAAUCAACUUCAUCUAUGCCAAUGUUGUGCUAAGUCGUAUCAAACUGGAAUCACCACAUAUUAAACAAUAUCCGAAAGUACUUGAUGUCCUUUGCCAAGUACUGCGUGAGCAGAUUCCAUUAAGUGCUAAUUUGCCACUGCACUUCAUUGCAGUUAUGCUGUUGUGGCCACAGCAAUACCAUCCAGAAUGUACACGCUUGGGGAGAUGCAUCUCACAGAUGAGGACCGCUUACCACACAGUGAUGAAAGAGAUGCGCAACGGUAAGAGGCCCGUGGUCCACUUCUUCUUGGGUAAGAAGCAGGGCUAUGAAAAACUGGUACCUCUUGGGGAAAUCAAAAGGCUCAUCAAGCCAGAAGAGUUUGCCUACAUGUGGGAAAAUGGCAAAAUAUGGAAAGAGAAGAAGGUGCAUGACCUCCUCUGCAGGGUCACUGGUGAAGUGAAGAACAACUUCAUACUUGCAGAUACUUGUAUCCAAGGUCUGAAGCUUCCAGUCACUCCAAUGUUUCAAAGUCAGAUUGGAGGAUAUGCUGAGGGGUCAAAGGUGUCAUUCUUUACUGGUUUCUCAGUUAACGGCCCAUAUGCUCUUGACAUUAACAAAACUUGAAAACACCAUAUUCCAACCUACUGUAUCAUUGUACAAAUUGCUGUGGAAGUGAGUUGCUUGUUAUUGUUUAUUUGUUAUGCUCGGUUACAUUUUGUGUGAGUGUAUCUUUGGCUCUGUACAUUAUAUUAUUGAUAUAUUUGUUGUUCAUAAAGAAUAACAUCUGUUAACUUCUUUAAAAUGUUGUACUGUAGCUCACAAGUCAAUGUAAAGGAGCCAUUUUAAACAAAACUGAAAUCCUGUGGUUUCAGUAGUAAAAUGAUCAGAGAUUUAAAAAGGAAUUCAAUUAAUUCUUUUUGAAAUGUUCUGUUUUAACUGAUUAAAUGUGUAGCAAUUUAAUAAUAUUGUUCCUUGAAAUGAAAUAUUCUGUAUCAUACAUUUUACAUUACAUUUACUUUUGGAUUAAAUUAUGACUUUUGAACAAUAUGUAACUUACAUAAAACUACAGACACUGUCCUGUUCUUAAUUAAGUCAUUUAUUUUUAACGCCAAAUACUGAAAUGCUGAUUUUUUUUGUGUGUUCAUGCAUGUACUUCUCUGUUUGAAAUGUGAUUUCUUUUACCAUUUGUCAAGCAUUAUAUUACUUUGGUAGUUUUGUUCAGUAUUUUGUAACUGUAUGUUUGGCAUAGCAUAAAAACUGAUUAACACUGAGUGUUGCAAUGCCUGUACUUUCUAAUAAAUAUGUAAGAUUCCUACUGUAUGAGAAUUUAUUUAAAAUGUACUGCUCCUUAU
Monopterus albus (swamp eel) is the source of this 5517-nucleotide messenger RNA. Its product is annotated as sterile alpha motif domain-containing protein 9-like. Gene Ontology annotation, cellular component: cytoplasm. Lineage: Eukaryota; Metazoa; Chordata; Actinopteri; Synbranchiformes; Synbranchidae. The coding region runs from base 302 to 4789 and encodes 1495 amino acids. The transcript is spliced from 6 exons. Gene Ontology annotation, molecular function: protein binding. The record is from RefSeq and is a predicted model, not a curated record.